Molecule: messenger RNA, 759 nt
Organism: Anisakis simplex (herring worm)
Lineage: Eukaryota; Metazoa; Nematoda; Chromadorea; Rhabditida; Anisakidae
Source: the annotation of a GenBank genome assembly
AUGAUAAUGAUACGAGAUAAGGGGAUGGUGGUUGUGAAAUGCGUACGCACUGAACCAACGUUGGUGUUGUGUCGUGCCCGACACGGUCUGAUGUUCUGCAAUAAGCUGGGCGCUGCAUGCGCGAAACUUACCCAGAGCACGUUCCCGAGUGAUCUGGCAAUGGUGGGCAUGGACGCGAAAAUACCCGAACUGGUAGCCAAGUGCAUGAUCGAGGAACCGUAUGUGGCCAUCAUGAUGGUCGAAUACGGCUUCACGAAGAUGGACUCGUGGAUGAGCACUUGCAAGAUCACCGUUUGGAACGGGCCGAUUACGGUCGUACAGAAGGAAUGCGUCAAGAAACAGACUCUGCUGCCGGAUCCACGAACGGUGUGCGUGAAGAAGUACGGAUUGGACUUCUGCAAUAAGCUGAUAGUGGCGUGCUUCGAGGUGAAGAAUAAGAAGAUAAUCGGGGACGUGCCGUGUGCUGCGUGUGAACUGCCGAAUGUUGUGAACACUUGCUUGUCACAGGAGGAUGCAAUUGCGAUGUGCUACGCGAAUCACGGAGCUGCAUCGUGUAUCGUCUGGAUGAAGGCCUGCAAGAUCCGUCCCAUGGAUGCCUUAACACAACAGCAAGUGACCUGCAUCAAGAAACAGGCAGAGGCGUCGAACGUGUUGAUGGUGUGUGCGAAGAAGUACGGCAUGGUGUUCUGCAAGAAGAUGAGACUGGCCUGUUUUGAGGUGAUGCGUAUUCCGAUGCCGAGUGACGAGAACGAGGCGGCG